UGAUUAAUUAAUCACUAAUUAACAACGAGGGCUCUGGGACGGCAAGUCUGUUGUUCUUCUCCGCCAACUACCUCAAGUAUCAACAUCGAGCAUAGCCUCGGAUGUGGCCCGAGCUUCCACAUGGCAGCUACACAGGACAAGAUGGCCGUUUGAUCCCCCGGUGUUGUUUCAGCCAAUGCUCCCUUUCUCUAGCACUCGCUAUCAAUUCCACUCUUUACUUCUUAUCGUUCUGCAUAUUGCAUCCUUGCUCCUUGUAUUUACGGCUCUUUUGACAGCGCUGACGCAGAGCGCCACCGAGGUGAUGUUUCAGCGAAUCCGCGGCGCAAUAGACUCCCGGAUUGCAGAGGAGCAGGCGCGACAGAGGCAAGCACAGGAAUCUAUCUCACGGUCGAACUCCGCACGUCGUCAGGCCUCUCGCGACCUUUCCACCGGUAGGCGACCAGCUCGGACACGCGCAGGGACUCUUUCAGGCAAAGGUCCCGACCCGGCCGAAUUCGAAUCCGAAUUUGCUGUUGGCGAGGAUGAUGGAUCCAGCAGGUCUGGCACACCUCGUUCAGAGCCUUCUGUACCUCCGGAAGGGGGCGCAAGUGGCGAUGGAGAAAAGAAAGCGUCAGCAGAGUCCGCGGGCAAGGAAGCCGCACCUGAUACAGGCUCGAGUACGGCAGCUGCUGAGCUUCCCACCGAUGUCAGAGUGAGGCUACGGAGGUUGGACAAGCUGGAGUCUAGGUAUCAAGACCUUUUGAAAGCCUACCGUGUCGCGCAUGCCCGUGUUCUGUCCAUCGAGCCGUUUGAAGCGGCCCUACGUGAGAAUACACCCCUGACGUCCAUCAGCGAUCCAAAAUCGUUCACGGAAUACCUCAACCAGAUUUCGCUCAAAGGAGAUAUGGUUCUGGAUGAGCUGAAGCGGGUCACAGCAGAACGAGACCAGUUCAAGAAGAACCUGGAAGAGGCAGAGAAGUCUGCGAAGGCUGCGUGGGAUGAGGUUACAAAUCUGAAAAAGGGCCAGAUACAAAGAGACUCGUCCUCCGAACCAGGCACAACUAACGGCGUUCCGGAGAAACUUACGAUCGAUACCACCACCUCGACUGAUGUCGAGAACCCCCAGAAGUCGCCAACUGGCUCGAUCGCUUCGAAGGCUGCGGUAAUACCGGGGAUGUCUUUAUUUUCGCCACGGACAAAGGCAGCAAAAUCUCCUCUAGCCAAGGAGGAGAGCGAGGAGUUCUUCUCCUUCGAUAAUGAGAUUCCCCGUCUAGAGUCUGAACUGAAAGAGAAGAAGGAGGAAAUCGAGGGAUUACAGUCCCAGGUUGAAAACCUGAAGCGCGAUCUGUCUGUGGCAAGAGAGUCAACAGAAGGCAUGGUGGGCAGUUUGGAAUCCGCGACUCGUGAGCUGGAAGGUCUGCGGGAUGCCAAGGAUAACUACGAGACGGAGAUUGCACGUCUGAAAGACUCUAGCCGCGCCGAAAUUGACGAACUCAAAUCCAAGAUUUCUACUGCAGAGAGCGCCUUAGAAAAGGCCCAGUCGGCUGCUGAGGACUUGAAGUUACAGUUGAAAGAAAAGUCUGAAGAGUGCGAGAAGUUGAAACAACAGAUUUCUGAAACCAACGAUCGUGAUCAAACGGAACUGCCAAAGAAGCUUGCGGAGGCCGAAAAGGAGAAAGAAGACAGUAAGAAGCGUCUUGACGUGCUGCAGGGACUGGUAGAUAGCCUCAAGUCGCAGCUCAAGGACUCCGAAUCCUCCGUCUCCUCCCUCACUGCAGAGCUUUCGGAAAAGCGUAACCUCCAAAAGAUUGUGGACUUUGUCGACACUGGCUUGAAAGAGAACGAGAAGUGGCCAGCCGUACGCGAGCGUGUGGCAAGCGGCCAGGCGGUGGACUUCGCAGAGAUCCGGGACGACCUGACAUCCACAUCAUCUGGCACUGCAGAAGCAACCAAACCCAAGCAAGAGCAGACUAGUCAACCAGCCACUGCCGCGGGAUCAGGCGGAGGAAAGAAGAAGAAGAACAAGAAGAAGAAAGGCGGCAAGGGCGGAGAUGAAAAUGGCACAGCAGCGGGUGCAGCCGCACCUUCGGAGAAGCAACAACCGGCAGCCGAUGACAGCAAAGAGGAGGCCGAUAUUAGCGAACUGGAGCUCAGAAUCAAAUCUCUCAAUUCACAGCUUGCUGAAAAAGAUGCUGCUAUUGAUCGCUUACAUUCCAAGCUCAAGGGCGAAGAGGAUCUGAAAGAGGAGAUCGAGUCGCUACGUGAUGACCUUCUCCAUCUUGGCCAGGACCAUGUCGAAGCAAAGGACAAGAUCAAGGAACUCUCCGCAGAGAAGGCUGCGCUGGAAGCUAGCCUGGCGAAGUUAGAGAAAGAACUCGCCGAACUUCAAGCCAGCAACGCGUCCAGUACUGCUGGGUCCGAGAAAGCACAUAACGAUUUGAAGGCGGAAUUCGAGGAACUGAAGGUCAAAGCAACGACUUUGGAAACAGACCUUUCGGCAGCCCAGCAACUCGCAGCCUCUAGAUUCAAGGAUCUGACCGACCUUAGAGAAACUCUACAGAAAUUACAGCCGGAGCUUCGGACUCUGCGCUCCGAAUCUGCUGAGCUGAAGACAGCAAAGGAGGACCUCAAGAGCAAAUCGACCGAACUCAAAACAUUGCAAGCCAAACAUGACGACCUACGCACCGAGGUGAAGAGCCUUAGAUCUAAUAUCGCCGAAAGGGACGCGGAAGUGAAGACGUUGAACCAAAAGAUUAGACAGGAGACUGAUAGCCGCCUCAAAGCGGAAGAAGCUUGCACCGCCGCCAAAUCUGAUCUUCGUAGCAUGGAGGCAAAGAAGCAGGAAGCUGCUGAGGCAAAAGAAAAAGCCAAGAAAGAAUUAUCGAAAUCGCAGGAUGACUUGAAGGCGUCGAGGACGAAGCUACGAGAAGUCGAAGAACAGGUUACGCGACUAAACAAGGACAUCGAGGGCCUCCGCGAGGAGAUCCAGCUCAAGACAGCCCAGCAUGCUAGUGCACAGAGCUUGAUGAACAGCAUGCGUGACCAGUCGGCAGAAAUGGCAAUGCAAAUGAAAGAGGUCCGUCAACGGUGCGAGAGCCUGGAGGAAGAACUUGUGGAUGCGCAUCGACUGUUGAGCGAGCGUAGUCGCGAAGGCGAAACGAUGAGACGACUCCUCAAUGACAUUGAGAGUAAAGCUGAUGCCAAGGUCCGAGACUUCAAGGAGCGAAUGGAAGCCGCCAUCGAGGAGCGAGACCGGGCCGAGGAUGAGGCCAGUACUCUCGGUCGACGUCGUGCACGAGAGUUGGAGGAACUCAAAACAAAAGUUCGGGAGGCAGAGAAGGCCCUACGAAGAGCUGAAGAGGAUAAGGAAGAGCUCGAACACGCACAGCAAGACUGGAGACGGCGACGGGACGAACUAGUGUCCCAGUCUGAACGUUCUGUCCAGGAAUUGCAGGAAGUCCGGGAAGCAAUGGCAGAACUGCGCGAUGCCCUGGAUGAAAGCGAGAAGCAAGUUCGUGAACUUGAGAAAGAGAAGGCUGAGCUGCGUCGAUCCGUCGAGGAAACCAGCAAUCGCCUGGAAAAGGUGCGAAAAUCCAACAAGCUUCUUACAGAUGAGGUCCGCUCCGCUCAGACUUCGAUACGCGGACUUGAUUCCAAUAAUCAGUCUUCACGAUCAUCCAUCGACUCCGGUUCGCGUAAGGGUGUCGUCUCCCCGCCACCAAGGGAUCGAAACACGUCUGUUUCCCGGAGUCAGACACCGACUGGUCCUGGUGCGCCUGCUAUCGAUUAUAUCUACCUGAAAAACGUGCUGCUUCAGUUCCUGGAGCAGAAGGAUAAGAACUACCAGAAACAGCUUAUUCCUGUGCUGGGGAUGCUGCUUCAUUUCGACAGGUCCGACGAGCAGAAAUGGAUGUCAGCCGUAAUGUCUAGAUGACCUGUUUCUCUUUUCUUCAUUUUGUAUGACUAUCAGCUUUAUAUAUAGUAGUUAUGCCCUCUUGGGGGCGUUGAUCCUUGGACAACUGAUCAUCAAUCGUUCCCUUAUGUUGAUACGGCCGCAUUUUCCUCUUUUGUAUAAGGCCAAUAGGCGGCGAUGUUCCUGUCAUUGACAGGGCGCGACGGGUAGCUUAAAUUAGAGGUUUCAAAUUUAACUGCGGGGU
Messenger RNA from Paecilomyces variotii, 4136 nucleotides. RefSeq lists its product as hypothetical. The record is from RefSeq and is a predicted model, not a curated record. NCBI's taxonomy places the organism in Eukaryota, Fungi, Ascomycota, Eurotiomycetes, Eurotiales, Thermoascaceae. The transcript has 4 exons. Bases 176 to 3913 code for a protein of 1245 amino acids. Gene Ontology annotation, cellular component: Golgi apparatus.